AGUCAGUGUAAUAAGGUGUGGGUUGUAAUGAGGUGUGCUCGUACAGAGGUCGGAGUCGUGAAUAAUGGGCGUCGGUGACACGGCCUGGUGUUUGAUGAUGGCGCGUCGCUUAUGGCGGAUCAUCCAGGAUAGUUUACCACCACGAUCCCCAUAAGACACGAUUGCUUCGAGUACAGACCUGUUGGAUCACUCAAUCAUGAAGUUAUUCAAAAGUACAAACCCAAAUACCUGUCCAAAAAUGCAGGGGGUCCAUAAUAAUAGAUUAAUGAAGCCACCGUACCGAGGGAUUUUAAGUAAACGAUCGCCGGAGCCAGCGCAAGCGUGGUGCGAGGAUGAAAAGAAAGAGAAAAAGUCGCUUCUCCAUUCCCCACAAUUCGUUACACCUUCAAGAGUCAGGAGCCCUAGUACAGUGACCUGUAGCACUGGAACACAACCGACGUUAUUUCGACGAUUGUUGAAUUACUUGAAGCUUCCAUAUCUAACCAUUUGCUUGAUUGUUAUCUUAGUAACUAUACACCUGGCUUUGCCUGAAGAUGCGCACACGCUGCUCGAGUGGCCACCAGGACCGUGGUGGCGGGAGCCUUGGAGGGUGUUCACCUAUGGCUUCGUCCAUGCCAGUUCCUCCCAUCUCACUAUCAAUGCUCUUGUAGCGAUUGCUGUCGGUUGGCGAUUGGAAAUUGAACAAGGAUGGUGGCGCGUACUGCUCGUGUGGAGCGGUGGAGUUAUAUCUGGAGCAUUGGGUGCGGGUAUACUCCAGCCAACAGUUCGCGUGGUCGGCCAAUCAGCGGCUGUUUAUGCACUACUGAUGGCUCAUAUACCCAAUGUCUCUCUAAUGGUCGGCAGUAUCCCGUAUUGGUGGUUUCGUCCUCUAAGCGUGGUGGUGUUGCUUGGAUCUGAAGGAGUCUGGAUGUUGCUGCAUCCUGCGCCUGCGAUGGAUUUACUAAAAUCACAACUGCAUGUAAAUCCCGUUGCGUGGUCAGCGCACUUGACGGGGGCGGUAGUUGGUGUACCCUUAGGCUUUCUCAUUUUCAAAGGAACGGAAGACAACAUUUACAAGUUGCGCAACCGCCUCUCCCGAAUCAUAUCAGUUGUGGUACUGAUGCUGGCGAUGAUCUGUGCUAUCAUUUAUUAUACUAUCUCUGCACACUCAAGAACCUUUCACACGUGAAAAAUUUAAGAUUGCGCUGUUAUAUCAGACAAGGAACAGACUUUCGCAAAUCAUAGUAAAAUUAUAUCUGAUGCAAUAGAUCUGUAUUUAUAUAGUUCUCUUCAAGAUUGAAAUAUUGAUAUUAAUGCGACGACUCAUCAAGAAUUUAUAACACUAUGUUCAACUGUGUUCGUUGAUAUUGUACGUUAAACUGUUGACUGUGAUAUAAGAUCUGUUAUUGAAACAGAUUUUAAGUACAACGAUGCAAUUAGUUACCUAGAUGAACCGGAUGUACUUUUACGAUUAACUGUAUCCACAAUGUUAAGUAUGUUAUAUGUAAUUAAUUGACAAUUGUGGGUAGUUAUCGUAAUCUAAUCUGUAAGUACCUGCAAUUGAUAAUUAAGAUAAUUCACAGAGCAUACGAGGACUGUAUUGGUUGUUUAUAAUAAUUAACUAAUGCCAUCAUCCCGUCUGGGAUUAAUAUUGUAAGUGUAUUUUUUCUAAUUCGCUAGAGCAGCUACAUUGUUUUCUUUUUUAAAGAUAAUGUUAGAUAGGUUACGUAUACUAAUACUAACUCCAAUUGUCUGUAUCAAUGACCUGAUAAUUAUAAAAUUUGAGCGAACC
Achroia grisella is the source of this 1771-nucleotide messenger RNA. RefSeq names its product rhomboid-related protein 1-like. The transcript has 6 exons. Gene Ontology annotation, cellular component: membrane. The record is from RefSeq and is a predicted model, not a curated record. The coding region runs from base 197 to 1168 and encodes 323 amino acids. Gene Ontology annotation, molecular function: serine-type endopeptidase activity. NCBI's taxonomy places the organism in Eukaryota, Metazoa, Arthropoda, Insecta, Lepidoptera, Pyralidae.